Messenger RNA from Phalaenopsis equestris, 452 nucleotides. Its product is annotated as probable small nuclear ribonucleoprotein F. The record is from RefSeq and is a predicted model, not a curated record. Gene Ontology annotation, molecular function: RNA binding. Gene Ontology annotation, biological process: spliceosomal snRNP assembly; mRNA splicing, via spliceosome. Gene Ontology annotation, cellular component: catalytic step 2 spliceosome; U1 snRNP. Lineage: Eukaryota; Viridiplantae; Streptophyta; Magnoliopsida; Asparagales; Orchidaceae.
ACCGUGCCGGUUAACCCGAAGCCAUUCCUGAACAAUCUGACUGGGAAACCUGUGAUUGUGAAACUGAAGUGGGGAAUGGAAUACAAAGGUUUUCUUGUUUCAGUUGAUUCCUACAUGAACUUGCAGCUUGCUAACACUGAAGAAUAUAUUGAUGGUGAAUUCUCAGGAAAUCUCGGUGAGAUACUUAUAAGGUGUAACAAUGUACUUUAUCUCCGAGGCGUGCCGGAAGACGAAGAAAUUGAAGACGCUGAUUAAGAUUGAGCUGAGUGUUUUUGAAUAUAGGAAGAAGAUUAUUCUGCUGCUAUAACAUCUUAUUUUGAUAGAUUUGAGCUAGAACCCUAAUUUUAUCACUUUACUCUCUAUUUUUUUCAGCACAUGUUUUGGAUGAAAUGAUAAAACUUUGGGGGUAAUUUUUAUAUGAAUUUGAUGAAGAUUUUGGGUUUUUUUGCAAA